This is a messenger RNA of Bombyx mori (domestic silkworm), 663 nucleotides long. It is a transcript of the gene P25, whose product is annotated as silk protein P25. Gene Ontology annotation, cellular component: extracellular region. NCBI's taxonomy places the organism in Eukaryota, Metazoa, Arthropoda, Insecta, Lepidoptera, Bombycidae. Gene Ontology annotation, molecular function: structural molecule activity. The record is from RefSeq and is marked provisional.
AUGCUGGCGCGGUGUCUAGCUGUAGCCGCUGUGGCAGUUUUGGCUUCUGCAGGGCCGCCGAGUCCGAUCUACAGGCCCUGCUACUUGGACGAUUACAAAUGCAUCUCCGACCACCUGGCCGCGAUCUCGAAAUGUAUCCCGGGCAGAGGGCAGAUCCCCUCGCAGUACGAGAUACCGGUGUUCCAGUUUGAAAUACCAUACUUCAACGCCACCUACGUCGACCAUAAUCUCAUUACCCGUAACCACGACAAAUGCCGUGUCAGCGAAUUUUAUGACAAUGUGAGAACUUUAAAAACAGUUUUAACCGUGGACUGUCCGUGGCUGAACUUUGAAUCCAAUCGGACCUUGGCUCAGCACAUGUCGUUCAAGGAAGACGUCGUCUUAAGCUUCUACAUCAAUGGAUCUUAUCCUUUGAUCAGGCUAACGACAGUGUUUGAUAAGGGCAACAAUUUCGACUUGUGUUCGGCUUUCACGUUCGCAGACCUGGCCGGGGGUCUGCCCAUCUUCCACAUUAACCCUAAUGACCAACGCACAGCGCAGUGGUUGUCUAAAGAUCUGACCCUGCUGCACAUUUACGAGAGAGAGCACAUCUUCGGAAAGAGGAACUGGCUGGCGAGGUCCUUCAUCAGCAGAACACUCUGCGACUUCGGUUGUCACCACUGA